Sceloporus undulatus (fence lizard) is the source of this 4357-nucleotide messenger RNA. RefSeq names its product protein tyrosine phosphatase receptor type O (gene PTPRO). The record is from RefSeq and is a predicted model, not a curated record. Gene Ontology annotation, molecular function: Wnt-protein binding; protein tyrosine phosphatase activity; cadherin binding. The transcript has 26 exons. Gene Ontology annotation, biological process: regulation of glomerular filtration; podocyte differentiation; negative regulation of canonical Wnt signaling pathway. Gene Ontology annotation, cellular component: GABA-ergic synapse; plasma membrane; glutamatergic synapse. NCBI's taxonomy places the organism in Eukaryota, Metazoa, Chordata, Lepidosauria, Squamata, Phrynosomatidae. The coding region runs from base 469 to 4068 and encodes 1199 amino acids.
UGGAAAGGUAUUAUCCCUUUCUGGAAAGUGGCUUGGCAUGAGGGAGGAGGCGGCGGGAGAGCUGGGAGGAAGAAGGCGGAGAAGCCUGCUUUUUGCUCCUCAGGGAAGAGAAGGAGGAGAAGAAGAGGAGGAGGAGGAAGGGGAAGAAGGCGAGCAGAAGCCGCCCAGCAGAAGCAGCUGCUGCUGCCAUUCCAGCCCCGCCAAGUGAGAGGGAGGAGAAGGAAGGAAGGAAGGAAGGAAGGAAGGAAGGAAGACAGGGGAAGAGCGGAGAAGGAGAAAGAAGAGGGCUGCCUCGCCAUUGUUUCCCCGGGUUUGCCAAAGCCCCAGACUAGCGAGGCCCUUCCUGCCUCUGUCCCUGGAGGCCCCUGGGCUGCUCCUCUCCCCUCCAUCCUCCCUGGAGAGGCUCUGCUCGGCGUCUCCUCCUCCUCCGGAGGCCGGCGCUUCUCCUGCCGGGCGAGUCUCGCCCCAAUGAGCCCCAUCCGACCGACCGGCCUCUUUGUUCGGCUCCUUCUUCUGGGCUUCUGCCUCCUCGCCUUCGAGAAUGUGACUCCUUUCCAAGUUGCUGUGCGAGAUGACAACUGCAUCAUCAUUUCACUCGAAGUUACUGACGUGGUGAACUCUCCCUCAUCAGUAUAUGUUGUGAAGAUCACCGGUGAAUCCAAGAACUAUUUUUUCCAGUUUGAGGAAUUCAACAGCACUUUACCUGCUCCUGUAGUUUUCAAUGCCACCUACCAUGGCCUUUAUUACAUAGUGACUCUGAUGGUAGUGAGCUCAAAUAUGGUAUCCAAGCCAUCUCGGUCAAUCACUGUGUUAACCAAACCUCUGCCUGUAACCAAUGUUUCCAUCUAUGAUUAUAAACCAUCACCUGAAACUGGAGUAUUGUUUGAAAUCCAGUAUCCAGAGAAGUACAACGUUUUUACCAGGGUGAAUAUAAGCUACUGGGAAGGAAAAGACUACCGGACAAUAUUAUACAAAGACUUUUUUAAAGGAAAAACUGUUUUCAAUCACUGGCUGCCAGGAAUAUGUUAUAGCAACAUUACAUUUCAAUUGGUAUCUGAAGCAACAUUCAACAAAAGCACGCUGGUGGAAUAUAGCGGGGUUAAGCAUGAACCAAAACAGCAUCGAACAGUUCCCUACCCACCUCGAAACAUUUCUGUGCGCAUCAUGCAUAUGAACCUCAAUGAGAACUGGGAAGAACACAGUGGGAAUUUCCCAGAAGAAUCAUUUCUGGAAAUUCAGAAUCCUAUCGGACAGGAAAACAUCCCUCAUGUCAUGGAUGAUCAGACGGAGCUUUCAACAGUGAACACUUCUUAUACAUGGCCCGAUUACCACUAUAACAGCAGUGAUUAUGAAGUCACAUCUCAGCCAGAUUGGUGGAAUAAUGAAUCAGACUCCUCAGAGAAUGGGGAUGAAUUUGUCAAUGCAAUGCCAACAGAUUAUGAGAACAUCAGCCCAACUGCAGAAUUUGGAACACCUUCGCCCAAACCUCCCUCAUUCCUCCCAGUGCAAAUGGUGCUGAGCUGGUUACCCCCAAAACCACCCACAGCAUUUGAUGGUUUCCACAUUCACAUUGAAAGAGAAGAGAACUUCACUGAAUUCCUAACAGUGGGUGAGGACAUUCAUGAAUUUGUUGCUGAUCUGAAAGAACCAGGGAAAUACAUGGUAUCUGUUAUGACGUUUAGUUCCUCCGGGUCAUGUGAACUUCGAGAAAGCCAGUCUGCCAAAAGGCUCAGUUUUUAUAUUAGUCCUGUGGGAGAAUUGAUAGAGGAACUGACAGAGAAGCCUCAGAAUGUCAUGGCAACUGUGCUAAGCUCAACCACUGCCUUACUCUCCUGGACAGUAUCGUCACAGGAGAGCAGUAACAGCAACAACACCAUUGUAUCUAUUGUAUCCUUGACAUGCCAGAAGCAGAAGGAGAGCCAACGACUUGAAAGACAUUACUGUACUGAGGUGAACACAAGUAGCAGCUUUAUUGAAAACCUUGUUCCUGGUGCUCAAUAUCAAGUUGUGAUCUACUUACGGAAGGGACCACUGGUUGGACCUCCUUCUGAUCCUGUUAUAUUUGCCAUUGUGCCAACAGGGAUAAAGGAUUUAACUCUUUACCCCUUGGGACCUAGUGCUGUGGUCCUCAGCUGGAACAGGCCUUACCUUGGUGUCUUCCGGAAAUAUAUUGUAGAAAUGUUUUAUUUCAACCCCUCAACAAUGACCUCAGAGUGGACAACAUACUACGAAAUAGCAGCAACCAUCUCUUUGACAUCAUCAGUGAGAAUAGGCAGCCUGCUACCUGCAUGGUAUUAUAACUUUCGAGUUACUAUGGUGACCUGGGGAGAGCCAGAACUGAGCUGUUGUGACAGUUCCACCAUCAGCUUCAUAACAGCUCCAGUGUCCCCUGAAAUCACUUCAGUUGAAUAUUUCAACAACCUUCUCUAUGUCAGCUGGAUCUAUGGUGAUGACAACACAGAUCUUUCCCAUUCUAGAAUGCUGCACUGGAUGGUUGUUGCAGAAGGGAAGAAGAAAAUUAAAAAGAGUGUGACCCGGAAUGUCAUGACUGCAGUGCUCAACCUUCCUCCAGGGGACAUCUACAAUCUUUCUGUAACAGCUUGCACUGAAACCGGUAGCAACACCUCUGUAUCUCAGCUUGUGAAAGUUGACCCAGCUCCUCCAAGAUCACUCUUUGCUGUGAACAAGACCCAGACAUCUGUGACUCUGCUGUGGGUAGAAGAGGGAGUAGCUGAUUUCUUUGAAGUAUUUUGCCAGCAGUCUGGCUUGAGCCAAGAUGCAAAUGUCCAGGAACCUGUUACUGUUUCUUCACAUGUGGUAACAAUCUCCAGUCUUCUACCUGCCACAUCCUACAACUGCAGUGUUACCAGCUUCAGCCACGACAGCUCCAGUGUCCCAACCUUUAUCGUUGUCUCUACCAUGGUUACAGAGAUGAAUCCUAAUGUGGUGGUGAUCUCCGUCCUAGCCAUUCUGAGUAUCCUUCUGAUAGGGUUGCUGCUUGUAACUUUGGUGGUGCUUCGGAGAAAACACCUCCAAAUGGCCAGGCGUAGGAGUGUAUUUGCUUUCCUAACCCUGUUACCCUCCUGCCUUUGGACUGAUUAUCUCUUGGCAUUUUAUAUUAACCCUUGGAGUAAAAACGGAUUGAAGAAGAGAAAGUUGACCAACCCCAUCCAGCUGGAUGACUUUGACAGCUACAUCAAGGAUAUGGCUAAAGAUUCUGACUACAAAUUCUCUCUGCAGUUUGAGGAACUGAAGCUGAUUGGCCUGGAAAUCCCACACUUUGCAGCAGACCUCCCCAUGAAUCGCAGUAAAAAUCGCUACACCAAUAUCCUGCCCUAUGAUUUCAGUCGUGUUCGAUUGGUUUCAAUGAAUGAAGAAGAAGGCUCUGAUUACAUUAAUGCAAACUAUAUACCUGGCUACAACUCUCCACAAGAAUACAUUGCAACCCAAGGCCCACUGCCAGAGACAAGAAAUGACUUUUGGAAGAUGGUCCUCCAGCAGAAAUCACAGAUCAUUGUUAUGCUCACACAAUGCAAUGAGAAAAGAAGGGUAAAAUGUGAUCACUAUUGGCCUUUCACAGAAGAGCCAGUUUCUUAUGGAGACAUCACAGUGGAAAUGUUGUCUGAAGAAGAGCAAUCAGAAUGGGUUUUUAGGAACUUCAGAAUCAGCUAUGCAGAUGAGGUACAGGAUGUAAUGCAUUUUAAUUACACAGCUUGGCCUGACCAUGGAGUCCCUCCCACAAAUGCAGCAGAAAGCAUCUUGCAGUUUGUACAAAUGGUCAGGCAACAGGCAACAAAAAGUAAAGGUCCCAUGGUUAUACACUGCAGUGCCGGCGUGGGACGGACAGGGACUUUUAUAGCACUGGAUCGCCUUUUACAGCACAUUCGUGAUCACGAGUUUGUAGAUAUACUAGGACUGGUGUCUGACAUGAGGUCUUAUCGGAUGUCCAUGGUCCAGACAGAGGAACAAUUCAUUUUUAUUCACCAGUGUGUGCAAUUAAUGUGGUUAAAGAAGAAGCAGCAGUUCUGCAUUAGCGAUGUCAUAUAUGAGAAUGUCAGCAAGUCGUAAUUCCAAAUGAUGAGUGCAGUUCUACAGAACAUAGACAAAUGCAGAAAGAUGACAUGUUACAUCCAGAAGCUCUGGGAAGACACAUAGCCUUAAGGAACCUGCAGUGUCUUGUUUGGACUCUUCACUUUCUGGACUUUUGAUUUUUAAAGUUAGUAACACUGGACCAAAUACAACAUGGCAGAAUUAAAAGGAACUACAGUAUGUCAUAAUGUGCACAAACAUACAGCAUUUGGGAAAGGGUUUUCUGUUGUCUCAUUCUGAAUGCUUUAUUAUUAUUAUUAUUAUUAUU